GUUUUGUAUUUGAAUUAGCAUCAUAGAUAGCAUGGCGAGUUGUUCAUAGAGAUAUCUUUCUCUUUUUCGAAUUCUAAUGUAGUUCUGUAAUGGGAAAGUACUAUGCUAAGAGUUCUAAGGAUCGUGUCACCAUUUUCUUGAUCUUAUGCAUGGUCUUACUCAUUUCCAUUAAUGGAUUUUAUGCUACACAACCAAAUUCUAUUGAUGUGAGAAAUUAUGGAGCUGUUGGAGAUGGCAAAACUGAUGAUUCUAGGGCCUUUCUGAAAUCAUGGGCUGCGGUAUGUGGAGCCGAUCCUUCAGCCACUCCCACCCUCACCAUACCUUCUAGGAAGACAUUCUUGUUGAAAGUCUUUGGAGUUUAAUGGUCCUUGCAAGCCCCACAAAA
Macadamia integrifolia is the source of this 385-nucleotide messenger RNA. Its product is annotated as probable polygalacturonase At3g15720. The record is from RefSeq and is a predicted model, not a curated record. The transcript is spliced from 3 exons. Lineage: Eukaryota; Viridiplantae; Streptophyta; Magnoliopsida; Proteales; Proteaceae. The coding region runs from base 90 to 362 and encodes 90 amino acids.